UCAGCUCAGACCCAAAAUGCUAAACUCUUUUGCCUUCUUCUUUCUUCUCAAAUUCUCUCUAGAGGAUCCAUGAAUCCAUCCCCUCUCCCUAUCUAAUCUCCUCUUCUUCUCCGCCGUUCACUCUGUUUCAGAAGCUUCUAGAAGCACAUCAAUGGCAGAGUUCAUCUGUCUAUACGGAAAGGACAGUGCAUCGAUUGUAAUAAAACAACCAAAGAGAUCACCUUUGUUCUUGAGAAUGAUAGUUUUAGUGUUUGCAAUGAUCUGUGGUCUCUACAUUUGCUCUGUCUGCUUAAAACAGUUUACUUUACAAAGCUCACAACUUGUUCCAAGUCCUAUUACUACGCGGAUUCAUUACCCAAAGCCACAGACUUUCAAUAGAUCUGAAUGUGGGCACAACCCGGUGAGGUUCUUUGCGAUACUAUCAAUGCAGAGAUCAGGAAGCGGUUGGUUCGAAACAUUGUUGAAUAGUCAUGACAAUGUUAGUUCUAACGGAGAGGUCUUCUCUGUUUUGGACCGAAGAAAGAAUGUUUCUUCAAUCGUUAAGACUCUUGAUAGAGUUUAUAAUCUUGAUUGGUUUACAAGCGCUUCAAAGAACGAAUGCUCUGCUGCAAUUGGAUUCAAAUGGAUGCUUAACCAGGGUUUGUUGGAUAACCAUGAAGAGAUUGUUGAUUACUUUAACCGGAGAGGUGUCUCUGCUAUAUUUUUGUUCAGAAGGAAUCCUCUAAGGAGAAUGGUUUCUGUGUUGGCUAAUUCUUAUGACCGUUACGCUAAGCUGUUGAAUGGAACUCAUAAGUCUCAUGUUCAUUCUCAUGAAGAGGCAGAUGCACUUUCUAGGUACAAGCCGGUACUCAACUCAACGUCUUUGAUCCAUGAUUUACAAGAAACAGAGAGUUUAGCUGCAAAGGCUUUAGAGUAUUUCAAUACUACUCGUCAUAUGGUUGUCUUCUAUGAAGAUCUUAUAACAAAUCGGACGAGACUGGAACAAGUUCAAGAGUUUUUGAACAUUCCUGUGAAGAAUUUGUCAAGCAGACAGGUGAAGAUACACAGAGGAAACUUGUCAGAUCACAUCAAGAACUGGGAAGAUAUAAACAAGACAUUGAAUGGGACUGAGUAUGAGAAGUUUCUACGAGCAGAUUACUAGUUUUUUUGAAAACUAUGUAGUAAAGACACUCUUUCUUCUACGUUCAGUUAAAGGUUUUGCAGAAUGCAAAAUAGGGUCUUUCUUGUUUUGAAACUUCAGUAUUCUCAACUUGUUGUAUAGUAACUGGAAGAUGUAUUUGCUUUUUGAUUAAUUGCUCCCUUUUAGAUGUCAACUAAGUCGCUUUGUGCAAAA
Eruca vesicaria subsp. sativa (arugula) is the source of this 1333-nucleotide messenger RNA. The record is from the annotation of a GenBank genome assembly. Lineage: Eukaryota; Viridiplantae; Streptophyta; Magnoliopsida; Brassicales; Brassicaceae.